This is a messenger RNA of Myotis daubentonii (Daubenton's bat), 1858 nucleotides long. RefSeq names its product CD37 molecule (gene CD37). NCBI's taxonomy places the organism in Eukaryota, Metazoa, Chordata, Mammalia, Chiroptera, Vespertilionidae. Gene Ontology annotation, cellular component: plasma membrane. The record is from RefSeq and is a predicted model, not a curated record.
CCUCUUUCUCUGUGUUCUUCCUUUCUGUCUGUCUCAGCCUCUCCUCCUCGUUCAAAGCUUCUGUCUCCCCGUCUCCCCACUGCCAACUCCUCUUCUGAUCACUCACCCCUCCAGGCCACGAUGUCGGCCCAGGACAGCUGCCUCAGCCUCAUCAAGUACCUCCUCUUCGUUUUCAACCUCUUCUUUUUCGUCCUAGGCAGCCUGAUUUUCUGCUUCGGUAUCUGGAUACUCGUGGACAAGACCAGCUUCGUGUCAUUUGUGGGCUUGUCCUUCAUGCCCCUGCAGAUCUGGUCCAAGGCGCUGGCCAUCUCAGGGGUCCUCACCAUGGGCCUGGCCCUGCUGGGCUGCGUGGGGGCCCUAAAGGAGCUGCGCUGCCUCCUGGGCCUGUAUUUUGGGACGCUGCUGCUCCUGUUUGUCACCCAGAUCACCCUGGGGAUCCUCAUCUCCACUCAGAAGAUCCGGCUGGAGCGGAAGGUGAAGGAGCUCGUGCAGGAGACCAUCCAAAACUACCGCUCGGACCCGGAGAAGUCCGCGGCGGAGGAGAGCUGGGACUACGUGCAGUUCCAGCUGCGCUGCUGCGGCUGGAACUCUCCCCAGGACUGGUUCCGUGUGCCCAGCAUGAGAAACAACGCGUCGGUGUUCAACGUGCCCUGCUCCUGCCGUAACUCAUCGGGGACGGACUCGGCGAUCUUCAAUAUGACCGCCCUCUCCCAGUUCAGCCGCGGCGGGGCCCUGGCGCGGCCCAGACACAGCGCGGACCUGUGCGUCGUCGCUGCAAACAGCGGCACCUAUCGCGAGGGCUGCGCGCGGAGCCUGCAGAAGUGGUUGCACAACAACCUCAUCUCCGUCGUGGGCAUCUGCCUGGGCGUCGGUCUACUCGAGGUGAGUGUGGCGGGGCUGAGCCUGCUCCUGCCACGCCGAGCAACCCGCCGGGAACCCCGGCCGCCGGGGCCGGGCGCCGAGGGUUCGUGCCCAGGGCCGGGCCUGAGCGCGGACGGCGGCAACGGGCGAGGCGGUGUGCUGAGCAGCAGCGGGCGUAGCGGCAGUCUGUGGGGUGGCUGGGGCAGGGCGGAUGCUUGCCCCAACUGGGGGGACAAGGCCCCGCAGGGCAAGCUGCCCAUGGCCCUGGGGCCCUGGCCGCUUUGGGAUCGAGACGAGGAACAGCCUGAGGCCGGGAGCGCGGGCGCGGAGGCGGAGGCAGACGGCAAGACAGAGGGGCCUCCAGAAUAAAGGGCUUGCUCCAGAUCGCAACACUUUUCCAGACUCUAGACCUGCCUCAGCUUCAUGACGCUCUCCAUAUUCCUGUGCAGAAACCUGGACAAAGUCUACGACAGGCUCGCCCGGUACCGAUAGGCCCCGACCCCUCCCCAAAGUCCCGCCCCUGCCCCUUCAAGUACGUACCCUGGGAUCUUACCUCCCUGUGGCCUGUAAAUAUUUGUUUAAACCCCAGUUCUCCCCAGGCACUGAGCCCUCUGCCUCCUCAUUCCCCCGGGGAACCAGGUGUCAGCCUGCCCCCUUAUCAUCACCUCUCUCGUGGGACUUGGGGCUUCCCACCACCAACUUCCUGUCCCCAAAGAUACCUCAUUUCAGUGACUCAUGUCAGUCUACCACCGCCCGCAAGAUCAUUUCUCACUCAAACUUCAAAUAAAUCCCCUACGUUUCGGUAAAAUAGCUUUAUCUCUGUCAAAACACAAACCAACACAAUUUGGGGCGGGAGGGAUGGUGGUGAACAAUUCAGGCUAGCGCUGGCUCAGGUAGAAGAGGGGAGACAUUAAAAAGCUACCCCCCCCCCCACACACACACACACACUGCUUGACCAGCUGAGAAAAAAGUCACGACCCUAACACCCACUUAUAAA